CAAAAUGAAUGUGAGCCAAAACGAAGUCACAGACCAGGAGAUGCAGCGGAUGUUCCCCUCCAUCCAGCGAGGUGGACACUGGUCACCCACAGACUGCAGACCCACGCACAAACUGGCCAUACUCAUCCCAUUCCGCGGACGACACGCACAUCUGCACGUGCUGCUGCCUAACCUCAUACCCAUGUUGAUGAGGCAACGGCUGGACUUUACCAUCUUUGUUAUAGAGCAGGUAACACGUGCUAGCAGGCUGAUCUACGAUUGGUUGCUUGGCGGGGUCAUUGGAUUCACCAAAGGUCAAUACGAGAUGGUAAACGGUUACUCCAACCUGUACUUUGGCUGGGGUGGAGAGGAUGACGACAUGUAUGAUCGGUGAGUGAAUGGGGAAAGGGGAGGGGAUGGGAAGGAG
Aplysia californica (California sea hare) is the source of this 406-nucleotide messenger RNA. RefSeq names its product beta-N-acetyl-D-glucosaminide beta-1,4-N-acetylglucosaminyl-transferase-like. Gene Ontology annotation, biological process: carbohydrate metabolic process. The transcript is spliced from 3 exons. Lineage: Eukaryota; Metazoa; Mollusca; Gastropoda; Aplysiida; Aplysiidae. The coding region runs from base 5 to 373 and encodes 122 amino acids. Gene Ontology annotation, molecular function: UDP-galactose:glucosylceramide beta-1,4-galactosyltransferase activity. The record is from RefSeq and is a predicted model, not a curated record.